UUUCUGAUACGUCUACUCUUUUACACCUUACUGUAAUCAACAAUCGAAUUUUUCGGAAAGAAAAAUCAGAAAUUUAGAGUUGGAUUUUGAUCUUCUUCGACUGUCAGCAUGUCUGCCAAACAGCAGAGUAAAUCCGGAAUGUGGAAUACACAAACGCCAUCGUAUUCAAAAGAAACUCAAGAGUUACUGAAAGUUAUGAUGAAAGAAUCAAAACUCAAUAAUUUCCAGACAAGACAGCUGCAGAAAACAAUGCAAGAUGGUGCUUCCCUGCCCCUAUCUUGUAACCCAACAACAAGCGCCAAACCAGCACAACCUGUACCCCAUCAGAAGCCCAGUGCCAGGGUGAGUCCGAUGGCCCAUGGUAAGGGAGUACGCUCCAAGGAAGUUAUAGAGGAGUCGGGAGCCUAUGAGAGACCCAAGUACCCAGGUGGCGGGGUGACAAAAUCAUUAGACAAGGAGAAAGAAAGAUUAGCAAAUUACAUGGCGUACGGUGAAGACAUCCCUCCUAUCACGGAAGAGCGUAAACGAGAAGUUCUGAAGACUCCUGAACCGGAACCCAUUAUUGAUAGAUUUGCAGAUUUGGAAGCAGAGAUUCAAGAGAGAGUCGAGUUUCUCGAGGACAUGAGGAAACUAGGCAAGGAGAAGCAUUACAAAACCAUCAUCAAUACAGAAAUAUCUCAGAAAAUCCGUGAAAUGGAAGUUAUUGACAAACAGAGGACCCAGCAACUUAAGAAGGCAAUAGCAGAGAAGGAAUCAUUACAAGGUAGCUGAGAUUACCGACCUUGUAAAUAUAUUGUAGAUAUUAUAUAUUGUAUAUUACAUAUUUCUACCAUUGACAAGUGAUUUGUUACAUGUGUCAAGUAGAGAGCUUAUGUUGUAGAUGGGGGGGGGGGGUCAGUUUGUAGCAUACUCUGAUGAUCUUGCUCAUGAACCUAUUGAGAUGGACAAUUUGACAUUUAAGUUUCUGAUCCAUAUUCAUAGGAGUAGGUUUGAGCUAAAAGCAUGAAAAUUUAAUUCAUUUUGUGACAGAUAAGACUGUGUGGACAACAUGGCCCGUAUUGUGAACUCAGAUAUAAAGUAAUGUGGUUUAACUAUGGAGAGCCAAUUGGGGGCACAAAUCCCUGAUAUUACACAUCUAAUCUAUUUUAUCAUAUGACACUCAAACUGUCCAUAAUUAUGUGGGAAUGAUAACUGAAGUGUUAUUGAAGAAUUUUUCUC
Lytechinus variegatus (green sea urchin) is the source of this 1218-nucleotide messenger RNA. RefSeq names its product UPF0193 protein EVG1 homolog (gene c22orf23). The transcript has 6 exons. Bases 109 to 771 code for a protein of 220 amino acids. NCBI's taxonomy places the organism in Eukaryota, Metazoa, Echinodermata, Echinoidea, Temnopleuroida, Toxopneustidae. The record is from RefSeq and is a predicted model, not a curated record.